Cuscuta campestris is the source of this 1065-nucleotide messenger RNA. Lineage: Eukaryota; Viridiplantae; Streptophyta; Magnoliopsida; Solanales; Convolvulaceae. The record is from the annotation of a GenBank genome assembly.
CACCCUACAUAAACUCAUCAGCCUUGCCUCUACACUUUUCAUACUCCCUCUAUAUCAUCGAUCAUAAACCUGUAACCCCAUUUUCCCAAUCCAUAAUUCAUUAAACCCAAGCAGAAAAAAAAAAUGCCUUCGGGUCCAAAGAAAAGAAGAGCAGCCAGGAAUAAGCUCAACACAUCAUCAUCAUCAUCAACUCCCAAUCCUAUUGUUUCCACCAACAUUAAUCCUGAUGAUAAUGAGGUGAUCCCCAAGGUUAUGGAACAUGGAUCUAAGGAUGUUGUUGAGUUUGUCAAAGAGAUGAAAGAAGAUCAACAUGUGCUCAUGGUGGAGCGUGACAACGUUGUUGUUGGGGCUGCUUCUGGUGGCGGCAGUGUGGUGGAAGAUGAUAGUACUAAUAACAAUAAUGGCGCAAAGGGAAGCCAAACCGCUGGAGCUCAAAAGGGGGACAACGAAGGAGGCGUUUCGUCUGUGGUGGCUGCCGCUGCGGUUGAGGCGGAGGAGGAUAAUGCGGCGUCGUUUGAUGUGAAGAAGGCGACGCUUGGUGUGUUCAAAGAUGAAUGCCCUCUUAAAGAAUAUCAUGGAGAGAUGAAUCAGAUGAUCCCCAAGGUUGCCGAAUCUUCUCUUGAGAUUCCACAGGAUGAUGCUCAUAAUGAUUCAAACAAUACUACCGUGGUGCCUGAUGAUGAACAAGUUGCAGUCGAUGGUGAUUGUGUGGAUGACGAUGAUUAUAAUGGGGUGAAGGGAAACGAAAUCGUUCCCAUAGAAUGUGUUUUUGAGGUUGGUGCUGUUGAGGACAAGGGCACGUUUCGUUCGAAGAACGAAGAUUCGGGUUUUAGUGUGGUGAAGGAGAUGCUUUGUGCUGGGUUCAAAGACGAGCGCGCAUUUGAAGAGUACUUUGGGAAAGUGCUGGCUUUGGUUGAUGAUUUUGAUGAUGGUGAAGAUGCAACUUCUGCUAUGUGGAGGCAGCAGCAGUUUAAGGCUCUUUUGCUCUUGCACAAAGAUCUCAUCAAGAAGGGUGCUCUUAAUUAGUUUCUGAUCUUAUCUAAUUAAUUAAUUAAUCUCCUUUUG